Molecule: messenger RNA, 1098 nt
Organism: Corylus avellana
Lineage: Eukaryota; Viridiplantae; Streptophyta; Magnoliopsida; Fagales; Betulaceae
Product: WAT1-related protein At5g64700-like
Cellular component (GO): membrane
Molecular function (GO): transmembrane transporter activity
Source: RefSeq, a predicted model, not a curated record
AUGGGUGUAAAGAAGCCAUAUUUGGCUGUGAUUCUCAUACAAACUAUAUAUGCCGGCAUGAUCUUGCUCUCCAAGGCCGUACUCAGCCGCGGUGCUAUGAACAGCUAUGUUUUCAUGUUCUAUAGACAACUUGUUGGAACUGUUUUCUUAGUUCCUCUUGCCCUGAUUUUCGAACGAAAGAAUGCAGAGCGGCUUUCGUUUGUGAUUUUAUGCAAGAUUUUUAUGCUUGCUUUUCUGGGGAUCACUUUGGCACUGAAUAUUUUUUGUCUCGGCCUUGUUUAUACAUCUGCAACCUUGGGUGCUGCAACAACAAACUGCCUACCUGUCACAACAUUUUUCUUUGCAGUUUUGCUCAGGAUGGAGAAGGUGACCAUAAAGACAACCCCUGGGAUUGCAAAGGUUGUAGGUUUAGCAGUGUGCAUGGCUGGUGUUGCAACCCUUGCAUUUUACGGGGGCCCCCAGUUGAAUCCCUCCAUCCAUUAUCCCUUCCUUGGUAAUAAUCAUGACAUGCAGCAAGAUCACCAAGCUCAUGCUUCUUUUGGCAAAACAUGGAUACUGGGUUGUUUCCUCUUGUUCCUUUCCAUUGUUUCUUGGGGCCUAUGGCUUGUACUUCAGGCUCAGGUUCUGAAAAGCUACCCUUCAAAGCUCAUCUUCACCAGCCUUCAGUGUCUGUUCAGUGCAAGUCAGUCAUUUGUUGUUGCCAUUGCUUUGGAAAGAGAUCCUCAUCAGUGGAAGCUGGGAUGGAAUAUUAGACUUUUCACAGUUGUCUACUGUGGAACCUUGGUUACCGGUGUUUCAUACUACUUACAAGCAUGGGUGAUCGAGAAGAAGGGACCAAUUUUCCAAGCAAUGUCAACACCAUUGAAUCUGAUCUUUACAAUCAUUGGCUCUGUCUUUCUCUUAGGCGAGGUCAUUCGCUUAGGAAGUUUGUUAGGUGGGAUCUUGUUGGCUGUUAGCCUUUACAGCGUUUUGUGGGGAAAAAGCAAGGAACAGAGCGAUGAUAACGGGGGUACUGCUUUACAAGUUCAAGCAGAAAAAGAAUGUGCCGAGUUGAAAGAGACAGAAGUGACCAGCAGUGAGCCAUCACUUUUUGUAUAA